CAGUCGGAAGUGGGUGGAAAGAUAUAAAUUACUUCAUCGCUCCGGAAUGUGCAACCUUGUCAAUAUUCCUAUAUUGGGUAAAUAAUAGCAACCGUAACCAGUCGGAAACAAACAAGAGCCUUAAUAUUGUUUUUGUUUGCAGCGAGAAAUUUACUUGCACAUGUUAAUAUCUGAAUCCUCCUUUGAAUUGGCCAUUUGAAUGCCAUUACUUACAUCUGUCAAUCAAACGCAUGUAACGCAAGGCUGUUGGGCACAUGCAGCUCAAAAUUAUCCUAAGUGGGGCACACUGGGGGAACGAAGACAGUUUUCUUUGAUAAGUAGGAGAUAAUUUCUGACUGAAAAACUGCGUUUUUUAAGGCGAGGAAUGUAAAAGCUGUCAGUUUUGGCUCAUGGAAGAGGAACGAAAUUGGUACAACCACCUUGAAGUAUUGUGAGCCGAACUAAUACAAACAUGAUAACCCCACCCUAGAGGAAAGCAAAUUGUUGCAUUUUGUCGCUGGCGCGCUAACAUUAAAUUAGUCGUUUUGAAAGAAAAGCAAAAAUUCCUCAUGGAUUUACGUCCGGCGUAUGUUUCUAAGUGAUUGCAGCGUUUCUUAUGGGUCAAACACAAGUUUGACAUCUCUCAGGAUUAAAUAUUUCGAUUCAUAAGGUGAUAUUUUGAUCGCCUGGAUGUGUGUGAACAUCAAUGUGAUGAAGACGAUCUGACCGGUGGCUUUGACACCAUACCGUUACUGUACUGCAUUGAGUAUAGUUUGCCGACUUGCCGCGAAUUUACUGGAUCGCUUGAAAGCAUGGCGACCGCAGAAGGUUUUCUUCAAAGUCCGCUUGUCGUUUGGGCUAAUAAUACUUUCAAGGGAAGUGCACUCAUAGAGUCGAUCACCGACUUGGCUGAUGGCGUUUUUCUUAACGAAAUCAUGAUGGACAUCGAUCCAACUUACUUCACUUUAACUCGCAUUCAUCAAAAUGUUUACGGAGAUGUGAAUUUGCGGAUGCAGAAUUUGGACACACUUGUCAAACAUUUGAAAAGAUAUUACCAGGAGAAACUGCAGCAGCUUGUUUUGCUGAGAAGUCCAGAUGUUGUUAUAAUAGCUCGAGAUCCCCAAAGUGAUGAAGCUGCUGAGGAACUGAACAAAAUCCUUUUGCUAAUGUUGGGUUGUGCAGUUCAGUGUGACAAUAAAGAGCAUUUCAUUGAAAGAAUAAAGGGAAUGGAUCUUGAAGUUCAAAAAUCACUGGUUGAGUACAUUCAACAGAUCACAGACAACCCAGAUAAUGUACUUGCUUUCCGAGCUCAUGACCUGGCAGAGUACCCUGCAGACCAGUUGUUGCUUUAUGCAGAAAACAUGUUUUAUCACAUGAGCCAGCUUGCUGAGGACAGAGACAACUGUGUUGGAAUGAUGUCACAUCUGUCAUAUGAAAGAGAUGCAUUACUUCGGGACAGUGAGAACAAGAGCCGCCGUGCAUUUUCGCCACCACCAAGCCCGGCUGUCAGCCACAAUAAAGAACUGCCAUCUGUACAAGCUAACAAAGAAAAAAUCCGACUCCUGACUGAAGAAAUAGAGGAAAAGAAUGUGGCCCUCACGGAGCUACGUGAUGAAUUGCUUGCCAGUAAAAAGAGUCUAGAAACACUCCGGCAAGAGAACAAGAGUUUGUCUCAAGAUGCUCGAUGGGUUAAAGCUUACAGAGACGAGAUUGAUGCCUUGAAGUCAAAGACGGAUAGAGUAGAUAGGCUGGAGGCUGACAACCACAGAUUUAAAGAAAAACUGCGGGAUUUAGAUUACUACAAAAAGAGAGCAGAGGAAUUGAAAGAGCAAAAUGAACUGUUGUAUGAAACAAAGGUUGUAUUGGAGGAACAACUUACAGGACUUAACUCAAAGGAAGAAAGGAUUGAAAUCUUGGAGGAAGAGAAUAAGAAGUUGAAGUCUCACAUUCAUCAUUUAGCAGAGGAACGACAGUUUGACCAAUUAAAGCUCAAGGAAGUAAUGGAGGAAAAUGCGCAACUGAUCGUUGACAAGCAGAACAGUAUGGCUGAAGUUGCUGCCUUAACAUCAGAACUUGAUGCACUACGGGGAAACAAGUCUCCAGGAACCACAACAUUUGCUAGUGAAUUUAGCGAGUCCAGCUCAAUUGAAGUGCUCCGAAUGCAGAGGGAAAACCAACAGCUACGGAAAACGAUCGACGAGCUCAAGCACUCUGGUCAAAGAAUUAUCGAACUGGAAGCUGAAAAUGAACAGCUACAGAAGGCGAGCAUGGAAGGAAAAACCACCGUGUUUACUCUGAAUGAGGAACUCGCCAAAUUGAAGGCAAGAGGGCUGCAACAAGAAAACGAUUUGAACGCUUUGCGUUCCGUCGUGAAACGACAACAGGAAGAGUUGAAAACGUCGGUAGACAAUGUGUUAAACUUGUCCGGAGAGUUGAGAGAAAAAGAUAUAGAAAUGUCACAAGUUGAGGAACAGAGUUUGCUUAAUUACCAGUUGUCUGAAGAAAAGGUACGGGAUCUUAUGAGUGUGGCCGAAGAGCUGAAAGAAAAAGAGGCGAAGAUUACACAGUUGAACCAAGAGGUUGUGGAGAAACAGGAAAGAAUAACAGAACUGAGUCGGCUAGCAGAGGAGAGAGAAACUAACAUCAUGGAACUGUAUCAGAGAGUCAAAGAAAACGAGCAAGAAAUAACGAAUCUUGCAAAACAGUCCGAGAACAAAGAGGAGAAGAUUUCAGAACUGACCAAGUUAAUACAGUCAAAGGAGGAGAAACUCGCCGACUUGAACUUGGAGGUACGAGACAGAAAGAAGGAAAUUUCCGCGCUACAGGAUUUAGUGAAGGAAAAGGACGAUCUUUUGGCGAAGAUAACUCAAAAGAUCAAAGACAAAGAAGAGAGCAUUGCGGAGCUGAAAGAGAGCAUCGAGGCUAGAGACAGACGGCUACAAAGCCUGGAGAAAAGACUUGUCGAGGCAGCCGAGGAACAAAGCCAAACUGAAGAAGCUUUGAAGAAACAAAGGAAAAGUAACGUUGAGCUGGAGAACAGAAUCGAAGAUUUCUUGUCUCAAAAUAAAAAGUCGGAGGAGCAUAUUAGAAGAAAAGACGAUGAAAUCAACGAACUUGAAAACAGAGUCGAGGAGACAGUCAAGCAGAAAAACAGGACAGACGAGAACCUCAGGAAAAAAGAAAAAGAAUCCUACGAACUGAAAAACGGACUUGAAAAAGUCACCGACGAGAAUGAAAGACUGGCUGAGGAGUUGAAAUUCAAGGAACAAAAAGUACACUCUCUACAGAAAAGAGUGGAAGAAUUAAUGCUGUCACUGGAUGAGAGCUCAGAGACUCUUAAUAAGAACCUUAAGGAGAAGGAAAAGGAGAAUAAAAAUCUUGAGCGAAGGAUUGAAGAACUCAAUGAAUCGCUUGACGAAAGAGAGAAAAUCAAGCAAGUCGUAAAGGAAAGAGAAGAGAAGAUUGAAACAUUGAACAAGAGCUUUGAUGAAAAAGACAAAUUGUUGCAGGAACUGGAAAGCAGGUUGGAGGAAUCGAAAGGGGAAAGAAAAAAGCUGGAACACGUGGUGAAACUAAAGGACAAGAAGAUCGAAGCACUAGAGAGCAGUCUUGCCGAGGUGGAAAACACCAGUACGGUACAAAAAGAUGAUCGAAUCAUGGAAAUGAAGAGAAAUGUGGAAGGAAAAGAUAACAGAAUUAUUGAACUGGAGAGCAGGUUGGAGGAUGCGUCGCUCGCCAACUGCAAACUCCAACAGAGUCUGAAAAUCAAAGAGGAGAAGAUUACAGAACUAGACACUAAGAUUGAGGAUAUUGAAAGUCUUUCGUCCGAAAAGAACAGACUCAGCCAAAGUUUGGACCACAAAACGAAAAAGGUUUUAGAUCUGGAAACGAAGCUGGAGGAAAUGUCAAAUGACAACCAAAGAUUGCAGCUCAGCAUUGAACAGAAAAAUGGAAAAAUAAGAACGCUGGAAAACAAAGUUCUGGAGCUUGAGGAGUCUUUGGGUUCCUCGCAUCUCUUACAACAAAACAUCAAGCAGAAAGACGAGAAGGUGUCUUCAUUGAAUCAGGUCAUUCAGGAAAGAGAGGAGAAGCUUGCUGAGUUGGAAAACAGGUUGGAAGAUGCCCAGGCCCGCAAUCACAAACUGACGCACAGUCUGAAGAUAAAAGAGGAGAAAAUAACAUCUUUGGAAGAAAGUGUGGAAACUUUAGAUGAGCUACUGUCGGAGACCAAAAAGCUCAACCAAGCAGUCCAACUGAAAGAUGAGAAGAUCAAGGCACUUGAAAACAAGUAAGACCCACCCAUCCACGUGCUGCCUCGUGUUCUUGACUUAUAUUGUGUCAUUGGUCGUGUUUCUCUCUUGGGCUCGCCAUUGCAGCAUUCGGACUCAAUUUAUAAACCUAACACAGUUGACCUCCUUAGUUUAUU
Orbicella faveolata is the source of this 4405-nucleotide messenger RNA. RefSeq lists its product as uncharacterized. Gene Ontology annotation, cellular component: microtubule organizing center; cytoplasm. Gene Ontology annotation, biological process: cytoplasmic microtubule organization; cytoskeleton-dependent intracellular transport. NCBI's taxonomy places the organism in Eukaryota, Metazoa, Cnidaria, Anthozoa, Scleractinia, Merulinidae. The record is from RefSeq and is a predicted model, not a curated record. Gene Ontology annotation, molecular function: microtubule binding; dynein light intermediate chain binding.